GCAGUAACUUUGAAAGUCGGCAAUGGCAGCACACUUGAAAAAGAGGGCCUUAGCCGAAUUUACUCGUGUUAUUCAGGAGGAAAAGCCUCCAGAGCCAAAACGCCUCCGUCUGAUCCAGAAGCCACCCCCCUCCGUCCCCCCAGUACAGCUAGAACUCCACACAGCCGCCAACUCCCAGGAGGCUCUCCAGUCCCUGGUCGCCUUCGAACAGCACCUCCCUGUUGAUCUUGCCACCGCAGAAAAUGCAGUUCGUGGACUACUGGAUCAUUUCUAUAAAGAGAAGGAGUCAUUUGUUCGUGUCAAAGUACUGCUGGUGUUGGCACAAGUGGUUAAGACUCCGGGAUUCAAUGCAGCAGCCAUUGUGGAUGAUUUGCUCAAUGCUUUCAAGAGAGAAGUGUCUCAUACUGUGUCCAGUCAGAUAAUGAACACUCUGCUGGUGAUAGGAAAGUUACAACCAACAGAUAGGAAACUACAUGGCCAGCUGAUCUCUGUGGCAAAUGAGAAACUUCAAGAUACCAGCCACUUGGUGAGAUGUAAAUGCUUGGAACUGAUUGGUGCUUUAGCAUCAUGUGACAGCACGUCCCCUGCUGAGGGCGAAUCAGAUUCUUUGUUACAAGUACAGAAGAUGCUGUGUAGUUAUACCCAGGACCAGGAUGCCAGGGUCAGGGCCAGUGCUUUGAGGGCUUUGGCCAGCCUUCAUGAGCGCGGCAUUCUCCUGGACAUGUACGUCUACAGACAGGCAGGCGGGGCGCUGACAGAUGACUACGAGUCCGUGCGACUGCAUGCUGUGAAGCUGCUCUGGGUGAUGGCACACUUGUAUCCUGAGAGUAAAGUGACUUUGAAAAAGUCUAAAGAAAAGAUUCGGCUUGUAGACGACACUUUUGUCAAGAUUUGCAACAUGAUGAAUGACCUCUCUUGGAAAGUCAGAGCUGAGGCAGCAGGGUUACUGGGCUCACUACACCUUGUUAGUCCAAGAUUUUUAGAACAAACAUUGGACAAGAAGUUGAUGUCUAACAUGAGGUUGAAAAUGAGUGCCCAUGAACGCCAGAAGGAGCACUUUCAGAGUGGGGAGUGGGCGUCUGGAAACAAGUGGGCUGACGACGCUCCGAGAGGAGAGGUGGACGAGGACGACGUCAGUCUGAUGUCUGGAGGAGCUUGCGGCGCCUUUGUUCAUGGGUUGGAAGAUGAAUAUUUAGAGGUCCGAAACGCUGCGGUGGACUCCCUGUGUGAGCUGGCCUCUCACAAGCCGAGCUUUGCCAACCAGUCUCUGGACUAUCUUGUGGACAUGUUUAACGAUGAAAUAGAGAGUGUACGGCUCAAUGCCAUCAACAGUCUGCGAAAGAUGUGUCAGCAUUUCUCUCUGAGAGAAGAUCAGGUGGAGAUAAUCACCUCAGGACUGCUGAAGGAUUUCAACCAUGAGAUCAGAGAAUCGGUUCACAACAUGUUCUGUUGCGCCACCUUAGCAACCACCAAUGGGCUGCGAGAUAUCAUCUUUGCCCUCCUUGACAACCUGAAACGCUACCCACAGGACAGAGCCUCUAUAUGGAAGUGUAUGCAGCACCUAGGAGAGCACCACCCAGCCCUCUCUCUGCCUCUAAUACCAGAACUUCUCAGUGUGUAUGUAUUUAUAUUAGUCUAUCUAUCCUGUCAGGUGUAUGCAGCACCUAGGAGAGCACCACCCAGCCCUCUCUCUGCCUCUAAUACCAGAACUUCUCAGUGUUCACAUGUACUUUGACACACCUGAGCCAGACAUGGAUGAUCCAGCCUAUAUUGCGGUGCUGCUCCUGGUAUAUAAUGCAGCAGCAGACAGUCCCACCAUGGUUCCUCUCCUCCCAGAACACACACUGAGACACUAC
This is a messenger RNA of Lingula anatina, 1856 nucleotides long. Its product is annotated as integrator complex subunit 4. The record is from RefSeq and is a predicted model, not a curated record. Gene Ontology annotation, cellular component: integrator complex. Gene Ontology annotation, molecular function: protein binding. Gene Ontology annotation, biological process: snRNA processing. Lineage: Eukaryota; Metazoa; Brachiopoda; Lingulata; Lingulida; Lingulidae.